ACAAGCACAAGCCACAAACGUUUAUGAUUUUUUUCUGUAGUAGUAAACAUUUGGGCGUGACAAGUAGUUAAAAGUGCAGAUUUUAAGAGCCAGUAUUGUUAUUUUAAGUUAAAUGAAGCAGAUUUAGUACUUGUAUUGUUGAUAGAACAAGCCGUAAAUUCGUUUAGUUGAAAAAUGACGGAAUACAAACUUGUUGUUGUUGGUGCUGGAGGUGUUGGUAAGAGUGCCUUGACGAUCCAGCUUAUCCAAAAUCACUUCGUGGAUGAAUAUGAUCCCACAAUUGAGGACUCGUAUCGUAAGCAGGUCGUAAUAGACGGAGAAACUUGCCUGUUGGACAUUCUGGACACAGCAGGACAAGAAGAAUAUAGUGCAAUGAGGGACCAGUACAUGAGAACAGGAGAAGGCUUUCUAUUGGUGUUUGCAAUAAACAACGCCAAAUCAUUCGAAGACAUCAGCAAUUAUAGGGAACAGAUUAAAAGAGUAAAGGAUGCAGAAGAGGUGCCUAUGGUUUUAGUGGGCAACAAGUGUGAUCUGCCGACCCGGGCGGUGGAGAUCUCAACAGCGCAGGACGUCGCGCGAAGCUACGGUAUCCCGUUUGUAGAGACAUCGGCCAAAACACGACAAGGCGUUGAUGAUGCUUUCUACACACUAGUACGGGAAAUUAGGAAAGAUAAGGAGCACAGAGGCAAGACAAAGGGAAAGAGAGGCGGAAAAGGGAAAAGAAAAUACUGUCAGUUGUUCUAAAAGUGCACAUUCCGCGUAAUGUAGAGACUCAACGCAAGGCGCUCCAGCCUGGACAUGUUACACCUCGAUCGUGCGUUACCGUGUAGGAACCUUGUGGGCGAUUUUCAGAUCACUUUUACACUGGGUGGGGACGAGAGUGCUUGCUAAUCUGCUUUGAGGGUACAUCAGUUGCGGUGUCGCAUGACUCGUAUCACUCGGUAUUUACACACAUUUUACUGUUUGACUCAUGGUUUUUCAAGAGAUUACUUUCUCUAUGCAAGAAUGCUUGGGCGAGAUAAAGGAUCUUAGAGAUGCUUGCAGGAUACAGAAAGAGCUUGGGUUUAACUGGUAUUUCAACCACCAAUAUCAAGUGGAUGAGCAAUAUCGGUUGUAUUAUGUCGCUAGUAGCUUUUGUUUUGUAUCCCAGCCGAGGCCUCAAAGAGCUAACUAUUGUCGCACAUGGAGUUUCUUAUCCAAUAAGAUUACUAUUGAUAAUAGUGCAGAACACAGAUUUUAUUCGUUCUAAAGCCAAAAAGGUGUAAAAAGUCUUAAAAUCGCCCAAUUACGAAGUGAGAAAAGGUUCAUGUUUUUCAAUAUCAAGUCUUGAACCAUUGUAUAUAUCCGUCUAAACUGUUUAUUGUUAAAUCCUUACAGCCUUUAUAGUAUGUAAUUGGUUUUUGUGACAAGGUUAGCGCAGACUAUGUUGAAUGAACGAUCUAGGUGAGCAUUCGUUGAAUCAACGCCUCAGUCUCAGUGGUUUGUUCUCACUGCGCACAGUUUGUUUUGGGACAGGUGUUUGACUGUUAAUCCCCCUACCUAGAGAUCAUACUCAUUGAGGUGCUAAAUUAAUUCAAGGAGUAUAACAUAUUUGUGUACAUUUUAACUGAUAGAAUAUACUCACCCUUGUAAGAAGCACAGUUUUCUUUGAAUAAAUCAGGAAAAUGUUUUGUUUUUACAACUAACGAUUCUCAUCCUAAUUGUAAAUACAUGUGCCAACCUGCACUUUCGCCUUCUGAGAUAAACCUUUUUAAAUAUCACUAGUUGUGUAAAUUCAACAUUUAAAAUCAGUGUCGUGUUUUAUCCACGGAUACUUUGUUGUACCUCUAUACUUAUUUUAUGCUGUUGAAAAGAGUUCUGGUUUAAUCUAUAAUGAACUCAAAUAUUUUAUUUUGGACGGUAGGAAUAAGUGUUUUUUUUUUAGUUUAACAUAGAUAGCUAGGAAGUUUUAGCACCUAUUUUUAAGGUCUCUCUAUGAAAUGAUUUCUACCCGUUAUAUUGUCUCGGUUUCAUAAUAAUCGGAAAGAAUGAUUUUAAGAAGUAGAAACGUAAUGCAGAACAAAAAUAGCAUGGAUGGAUAAAUAUGUAUUUUUUUCAAUACACUGCAAACAAUAAUUGAGUGGUAAAGUGUAUUUAAUUUCUGUAAACAACAUGAAAAACCUUGAGAUGUAUUCUAUUAUUAAUAUUUAUAAAAUAUU
Macrosteles quadrilineatus (aster leafhopper) is the source of this 2198-nucleotide messenger RNA. Its product is annotated as GTPase HRas. NCBI's taxonomy places the organism in Eukaryota, Metazoa, Arthropoda, Insecta, Hemiptera, Cicadellidae. The record is from RefSeq and is a predicted model, not a curated record. The coding region runs from base 175 to 744 and encodes 189 amino acids. Gene Ontology annotation, cellular component: plasma membrane. The transcript has 7 exons. Gene Ontology annotation, molecular function: GTP binding; GDP binding; GTPase activity. Gene Ontology annotation, biological process: Ras protein signal transduction; epidermal growth factor receptor signaling pathway.